Messenger RNA from Falco peregrinus (peregrine falcon), 962 nucleotides. RefSeq names its product membrane-spanning 4-domains subfamily A member 15. Gene Ontology annotation, cellular component: membrane. The coding region runs from base 130 to 759 and encodes 209 amino acids. Lineage: Eukaryota; Metazoa; Chordata; Aves; Falconiformes; Falconidae. The transcript is spliced from 7 exons. The record is from RefSeq and is a predicted model, not a curated record.
AGGGAGCAAAGGGCAGAGGGACUGCAUCCCUGCCUGACCACCACCUCCUGGGGAGGUUCGGACACCGAACGGACCACUAACAGUGGCUGUGGGGAGGAGGAGGAGGGCAAGUCCAGGCUGAAGGAGGCGAUGGCAGCCACAACGGUGACCGAUUCUGGGGGCAUGAGGAUCAUCACGGAGGUCAUCCCGGCCACAGACCCCCGAGCAGCCCAGUUGGCCUCCAGCUCCGGGCCACCCACACCUGCUGUAUCAUCAUUUCAAGUCAAAGGCUUCAGAAGGGCUCAGCCCAAGGCACUGGGGACCAUCCACAUCUUCACUGGGAUCAUCCAUGUCUGCUUCGGGAUCAUCCUGACAGCGUCACAGUACAGCACCCCUUCCCUCCCUGUGGCUAGUGGGGUCCUCUUCUGGCUCGGGCUCCUGCUCCUGGUCUCAGGCUCUCUCCUCGUGGAAAGCGAAAAAAGGGAUAGCAUCUUGCUGGUGAAGACCUGCUGCAUCGUCAAUAUGGGGGUCAUCCUGAGCACGCUGGUGGCCACUCUUGUCCACACCACGGCCAUCACUCGCAACAUCCCUGGCUGCGAGAAUAAGCCGUACUAUCUGAAACCUGACUGGUGCUUCGAUGCUGAGAACAAGAUGGUGAGCAACGGGCUGGAUUCCAUAUUCAUCAUCUUCAGCCUGCUGGAGUUCUGCGCGGCAGUGGUGGCCCUGGCCUUCGGCUACGAUGCCAUCAAGCAGCAUGACUACACACGCAUGGCGCUGUAGCCAUGGCCAAGCUGGCAGCCGUCCCCUGUGAAGAACCACUGUGUGCCCCUGCCCUGCUGCAGCCAAGGUGCUGGAGCCGAGGGGGGUCCCCGGUGCCUCACGGUGGGGCUGGCCAGGGCCCUGCGGGGCCUCAGAGCUCUCAGCACCCCAAGCCAGGCCGCUCACCUCCGCGCCUUUGCCCCCCAAUAAAGGCCUCUCCCCCC